AAGCAGGCGUGGUUAAGUUAUGAGAAUUGGCCAAUGAAAAGCUUGAGACCACGUGCUAUGUUAUGGCCGGUCCUGUGUGCUUGCUGAGGUCUUACAGAUCUUCUACGACUUGUAUUGCUCUCUUUAAGACUGGAGCGGCCCUGACUUUUGAAGGAGCCGUAGACCUCCGGUUAUUGUUGGGAAAUUUGGAAAUAUCAGGUCACGUGACUCGCCCCUCCCCUUGCUUUGAGACCCUUUACUCUCCCUCCGGUUGUAGUCACGUUGUCAUAUCAAACAAUACGGUAGUUCCCGAGUCUUCGUUGGAUUUUAAUUCCUUAGAACUUAGUCGAGUUGAUGUCGAACAAAUUAGGCUAUUACUCAAUUCUCCGUCACAUUCUUCGCACUCACUAGGAGCAAUUGCUUUGCUAAAGGAGACCAAAACAUCAUUCCUUCAUGGCUUGAAGCACCACUUCAAGACAAAACGUUACUUCCCAUUGGGUGACGUUGCUUAUCCGUUAAGAAACUUUAGGACGUUAUCAAACUUUACCAACAGUCUAUGCAUACCUCAGUCAUAUAGAGACUUGUGCAGUAAAAUAUGUUCUAAUAAAGAAGGCCCUCUCAUUGUCCUUAUUUGUGGUGUAGCAAACUCUGGAAAGAGCACAUUUGCUCGGUUCCUUACCAAUUCAUUACUUAAUCAUUAUGAGUCUGUUUCAUUCCUCGAGUGUGAUGUUGGCCAGUGUGAAUUUACUGUGUCAGGUCUAGUGUCUCUACACUGUAUAACUGAUCCUGUACAGGGUCCAGCUUUUGUACACCAAAGAACCCCAAAAAAGAGUUUUAUUUUUGGUGACAUCUCCCCAAAGAAUCAACCAAAAUUUUACACCAACUUAAUCUCUCUAUGCAUGGAAGAGUACAAGAACCAUGUGACCGGUUGUCAUGGAAAUGGAGCAUGCCCACUUGUAAUUAAUACGUGUGGGUGGACUUCAGGUAUUGGCAUUCAUUUAUUGAUGGAUGUUAUUGCUAUAACCACGCCCACAAUUAUACUCCAAUUUAUUAAUAGUUUAACAGUGAAUGAUCCUGUUGAAUUAUCGGUAUUGACCCAUCAGUACAUUAGCACUAUCUCCCCAUGGAGUAGCUUAGAACCAACUCUCUCAAUGGCAAUGAGAGACAGACCAGAAGGAUCAUGCUCAGGUAAUAAAAGAAAGAGGGUUAGAGAAAAAGAAGAUUCCGAAGAAGUUGACGAAUUAACAGAAGCAGAAGAGGAGGAGGAGGAAGAGAAAAGGGAAAGGGAAGAAGAUGAAGAGAGUGAAGCAACUUUUAAUGUCACAAACAUUGAAUGCGGAGCCUUUGAUGGAGAAGAAGUGAAAAGAAAUGAGCCACAUACAAAUAAAUGGACAGCUGGGGAUUGUGCCGUAUAUACCAUCUGGUCAUUCAAUGGAUCCAAGAAACAAUCAGGCUUAGAGAGAAUAGCUAGACUCGUCUCUUACUUCUCUCCGUUAUUGGACUCUCUUCAAUCAACAAGAACUGAUUUUAAUUUCCUUCUUUCGUGCCCUCCUUAUCAAGUGCCAUUGGAUAAACUAGCCGUACAUUGUAUUCAUAGGAAUGUCCCUCCCAGUCAAUUGUUGUAUGCUGUAAAUGCAAAGUUUGUGUGGCUAGCUAAAGUAAAUCAAGAUGAGGUAUGCCAUGAGACCCAGCUUGUGGGAGGAGCUUUUAAAUUAAUUAAGAGCUCAUUGCCUGUCGCUGAAUACUGUGGAGUGGGAUUAGUUCGUGGUAUAGAUGCUAAAAAGAGAAUCAUUUAUAUUACCACCCCAGCUUCCCCUCUUAGUCUAGCCGAUGUGAAUUGUAUAGUUUUAGGCAAUUACGAAAAACCAUUUCAUUUAGUAUCACAAGCCCACAUAGAUGGAAACUGUCCUUAUGAAUCAAGAGACUUUAAGCAUACUAGAUACGGAGAUCUUGGGUUUGAUAAUGCUUUCUAGCAGAGGACAAAAUUUAAUUAUGAUUUUUGCAUUUUUAUUAUUGUCAUUUGAUUAUCUUGAUUGUAGGUGUGGCAAAUAUUAAAUGGCUUCUUGGUGAAA
Messenger RNA from Amphimedon queenslandica, 2051 nucleotides. RefSeq names its product polynucleotide 5'-hydroxyl-kinase nol9-like. Gene Ontology annotation, biological process: cleavage in ITS2 between 5.8S rRNA and LSU-rRNA of tricistronic rRNA transcript (SSU-rRNA, 5.8S rRNA, LSU-rRNA). The record is from RefSeq and is a predicted model, not a curated record. Lineage: Eukaryota; Metazoa; Porifera; Demospongiae; Haplosclerida; Niphatidae. The transcript has 14 exons. Gene Ontology annotation, cellular component: nucleus. The coding region runs from base 63 to 1952 and encodes 629 amino acids. Gene Ontology annotation, molecular function: polynucleotide 5'-hydroxyl-kinase activity.